Molecule: messenger RNA, 1336 nt
Organism: Peromyscus californicus insignis
Lineage: Eukaryota; Metazoa; Chordata; Mammalia; Rodentia; Cricetidae
Product: dehydrogenase/reductase SDR family member 2, mitochondrial-like
Exons: 9
Coding region: 143-988 (281 amino acids)
Molecular function (GO): carbonyl reductase (NADPH) activity
Source: RefSeq, a predicted model, not a curated record
UAGGAGUGAGGCAGGCACGGCUUUGCCAGAUCCAGAAGCUGUGGUCGUGGAUACACUGAAGGCUGGGAGACAUUAGAAUGCCUGUUCUUGCAACCUCUCGGCUCAGGGGUAGCCGGAUCCAGCAGGAUCAAGCCUGUUUACCAUGCUCCGAGCAGCGGCCUGGGCCCAGCGGUACCUGUCCCACUCAAGCAGUGGGUUCUCUGCGAGAAUGCAGAGCAGUGGAGCAGCCCAGAGCGGAGUCCUGGAUAAGCGGGUGGCUGUGCUCACAGGGUCCACUGUCGGGAUUGGCUUUGCCAUUGCCCGACGGCUGGCCAAGGAUGGAGCCCACGUGGUCAUCAGCAGCCGGAAACAGCAGAAUGUGGACAGGGCGGUGGCCAUGCUGCAGGAGGAAGGGCUGAGUGUGGCUGGCACUGUGUGCCAUGUGGGGAAGGCUGAGGAUCGGCAACGGCUAGUGGCCAAGGCUCUGGAGCACUCUGGAGGUGUGGAUUUCCUGGUGUGCAACGCUGGAGUCAACCCUCUGGUGGGGAGCACUCUGGGGGCCAGUGAACAGGUGUGGGACAAGAUCCUAAAUGUGAAUGUGAAGGCCCCAGCCCUGCUGCUGAGCCAGCUGCUGCCCCACAUGGAGAAGAGAGGGGAUGCUGCCGUCAUCUUGGUCUCGUCCAUCUCAGCUUAUUUUCCACUUGUGGAGCUGGGUGCCUACAAUGUCAGCAAAACAGCCCUGCUGGGUCUCACUAGGACACUGGCAUUGGAGUUGGCUCCCAAGAACAUCCGGGUGAAUUGUCUGGUUCCAGGAGUUAUUAAGACUGACUUCAGCAAAGUGUUAUAUAGCAACAAGGCUGUCUGGAACCACUUAAAGGAGAGCUACCAGCUACAGAGGAUUGGGCAGCCUGAGGACUGCGCGGGACUUGUGUCCUUCCUGUGCUCGGCAGAUGCCAGCUACAUCACCGGGGAGAAUAUCGUGGUGGCUGGCUGUUCCUCUCGGCUCUGAGGGCUUUGGAGGGCUGGUCACCUGAGGGGAGCGGCAUCUAAGGAGAGCGUCUGCAGCUGGGUUAGGCUAGCAGUUUGGGGCUCACUUAUGCUAGGCUCGAGGAAAAAGAAAACGCAUCAGCGUUCUCAUCUCAGGAUUCUCCACAGGACCACUCUAGAUUUGAUUGACCUCACCAACAUUCGAGGCUCCCGAUAUGGGGCUGUGGGCUUAGGGAUGCAAUGGGCUUGGCAUUCUGGAAGAAUCUUAAGGGAAAGGAUCGGCAGCUAAGGCCCCAAAGGAUCCCAAAGCUUUCUCUGUAAUCCGUGUUUUACAUUUAUCUUUCCUAAAAUAAAAUCCGAUUUGUUCUCA